AUGUUCAUUGACGGCAAAUAUCACCACAUCUGCGUCGCGCGAAAAGAAUGGGCCAUACAUAAAACAGAGAGCCUUGAAAAAAUGAUGCUCGACAUCGAAAAAAGAUUACCUACAUUCACGGAGCCAACACCCAAAUUUCUUCGGUAUCUACCAAACUGGAAUAUCACGACCUGAAGCUCAGGUUCAAGAAAACUGAUGAUAUAUCUGCAAGACCGAACUCCGAAUCUUAUUUUCCGAUGUUGACCCACUUGCCUGAAUCAAAAUGUAAGUGA
Cotesia congregata is the source of this 272-nucleotide messenger RNA. Lineage: Eukaryota; Metazoa; Arthropoda; Insecta; Hymenoptera; Braconidae. The record is from the annotation of a GenBank genome assembly.